Molecule: messenger RNA, 780 nt
Organism: Penicillium malachiteum
Lineage: Eukaryota; Fungi; Ascomycota; Eurotiomycetes; Eurotiales; Aspergillaceae
Exons: 2
Coding region: 1-780 (259 amino acids)
Source: RefSeq, a predicted model, not a curated record
AUGGCAAAUGACGACGUUUUCGUAUCCUCCUCGUGCCGUUUUUCUACGCGUAUCUCGCUACGAUGGCUCCCAGAGCCAGCAUUCGAAAACACAGAUACUAUUGUCAUGUCGGUAAAGGACUGGUACCUGGAUCUACGAAUGGAUAAGAAGACCAGCGCAAUCGACUGGGCAAUCGCAGGUCAGCGAUUAAUCGAAACCCAAGAUCCUCUGCGAGUAUCCUUCACGCAUGAGCUAGACUCGCAUAAUGAAUUUGAAAGUGUGGACUGUGGGACUUUCGUCUCUCUUCCAAAUGGCGAUGAUCUUGAGACUGGGUCGAUGCCUCGCUCAGAUCUACCUGGGGCUCCAGUAACCGAUUAUGAGGAGAUUUGGAGGGAGUUGCCAUUUAAGGAGGGUCCCGAAGGGUCGAAGAAGGGUAUGUCAUGGGUUCUUGAAUCUGAUAGUGGCCUUGAGGAGCAAGAAGGCGAGGUCACUGUCAUGAAAACAUUUUUGGGUCGGAUUUGGGGGACAUAUCUGGUUUUGCAGCAGAAGCAGACGACGGUUCGCACAAAAGAUGCGCCUGGAGGGUGGAGUGUGAGUAAAACCGGUGUCGAUGUUAGCGCCAGGAGGGAGGAGUGGGAGUCUGGGUGGCAGGCGAAAUAUGUGGUUGGAGAUGCGGGCAAGGAUCUACCCUCGAUGAUUGCUGGGUUGGAUGGUGAAGGAGAGGGAGUAUGGAGGAUCCCUGGUGAGAAGGUCAUCAUUAACGGGCAAUCAUAUAUUGUUCGUGCCUUUGAGGAACUAUAG